UGGCGAGGGAAUUACAAAGGCGAUGAAGGCGCAGCCAAGUCCCAGGUAGUGUGUGCCAGAUUUAAGCUGAUUUAAAGUUGUGCAGACUGACUCUGAAACUUUCUUUGUACAAGGGACGACGACUUUUGAAAAAAGCUGCUCAUUUUUUUGCCAGCAGCGUGCACCUGGCUCAGGGAACCUGCUGAGGUGUGCUCACCUGGCAAAGGCGACAUGGUCGGUGGUGCUUUGCAGAUCGCUGGGCUGCUCGUUGGUGGCAUUGGCAUGAUCGGGACGUUCGCCGUCACGGGCAUGCCUCAGUGGAGGGUGUCUGCCUUCAUCGAGAACAACAUCAUUGUGUUUGAGACCAUUUGGGAAGGGCUGUGGAUGCACUGCAUCAGGCAAGCCAACAUCAGGAUGCAGUGCAAGGUCUAUGACUCCGUGCUGGCCCUCUCGCCGGACCUGCAGGCAUCCCGAGGGCUGAUGUGUGCUGGGUCGGCGCUCUCGUUCCUCGCUUUCAUGGUUGCCAUUAUUGGGAUGAAGUGCACGCGGUGCGUGCAGAGCAGCUGGCAAGCCAAGGGCUACAUUAUUCUGACGGCUGGGCUCCUCUUCGUCCUCUCAGGUGCCGUUGAGCUCGUUCCAGUCUGCUGGGUUGCCAACACCAUCAUCAGUGACUUCUACAACCCCGUGGUCAACACUGCCCAGAAAAGGGAGCUUGGAGAGGCCCUCUACCUGGGCUGGGUAGCUGCCUUCUGCCUCGUUGCUGCCGGAGCCAUAUUCUGUUCUUUUUGCCGCUGCUGUGAGAAAACCAGAAGCUACGGAUACUCCGCACCAGCCCAGUGCCCCACUCACAGCCAGGAUUCGCACAGGAAGACGGAAAGCUCGUAUUCCAAAAGUCAGUACGUCUAGAUGCCUCCUGCCUUUUCCUAUUUUUGAAGCGUUCAAUCUGUCUGGAUGGAUUUCGGCUUCUGCACAAAAGGGCAGCUAGAAAGCUGCCUUUGCCUCCUGCCUGUAACUGCUGCUGUUGGGGCUGCGUUUUGGAGUCACCCGCAGUGGGCUCUGCUGUGGCUAAUGCUGCAGCACAGACCAUUUUAAUGCAUGGAAAGGUGAAUGUUUAAUAUUAUUUUAAUAGUAAGUUGGAAUAGCUUUUGGGUUGUGUGGCUUCACUUUGGGUUGCAUUUUAUGUGUAAAACAGUAAUAAAGGGCUUAAAGUUCCACUGUGAUAUGAAAUUCUGGCCUAUGGCAAAGAAGAGGGAAGUUAAGCAGCUGGGGUUUUUUUUGUUUUUUUUUUUUUCCUGCCUGGGAAAGAGGGGAUAACAGUGAAUAAGGACAAGAUAAUAAUGGUUUAAAAGAAAAGCAUUCACUAAGGGAUUGAUUUACUGUAGGUUUAAUGGAAAGUUACAUGAAGAAUUUAUUCAGCAGAGGAAGAUAAGCUGAAAUAUAUGAAAAAUAUCCCUUAUUUCAGAGAAUAAACAUAGCUCCAUGUUCAUCAUAAAUACCAUCUUUUUGGUGAAAGUUAAUAUUUCUUUUCUAAUCCAUAUAGGUCAAACUCAUUCACAUCCUUCUUUUUAGAAGCAGCAGUAUUCCCUUGCAAACUCCUCACGGCUUACAACAUUUUGCAAUAUUGCACAUACCACAAACACUGUGUUGGUUACUUGCCGCAGGACUCUGUGAUAUAUAUAUUUUUAAAUAAGGGUCUUUUGUACAAUCAGACUGAUAUUUUUGCUGAGACCCACUCACACCAGAAAAGCUUAUAGGCAUAAAGAACAUAAACAGUGAUAUUAUUUUCUCACAGUUCACAUUAAAACAAGCUAAACAAUAUUUUUAAUAAUAAUAUCGUGCACCUAUGAUACACAACAAUGUAAAGAAAUCAAGUCUACUGACAAAUAAAUAGCUCCAUACAAAUUAAUUUAAUAAAUGACCCAAAUUAAUCAAUAGUAGUAAUAUUUUAACAGAAUUUUGUAACCAAUGAAUAAGUUGUAACUUCAGACCCAGAGAAAUCAAUGGAAUUUUGCCUUUGACUGAACUAGGAACACAAGUUAAUUUGUGGUGUUUAAUGGAGAACAACAUUCUUGUUCUAGAGCUUCAUUGACUGUUUUAAAUAUUUUAUGGAAAGCUUAUUAUGUGAUCUGUAGUUCUCUAGUGAAUUCCUUGGACUAUUACUACUUGGAAGUUUGGAAGAAAAUUCUUUACUUCAUAAGAUGCAACUCUGAACAGGCUAGAAGAAACCAAAAUCUGCCCCAGAACUCUCCUCACAGUGUUUGUAAGAUACAUAGUAAGAUGUGC
This is a messenger RNA of Grus americana (Whooping crane), 2262 nucleotides long. Its product is annotated as claudin-8-like. The record is from RefSeq and is a predicted model, not a curated record. The transcript has a single exon. Lineage: Eukaryota; Metazoa; Chordata; Aves; Gruiformes; Gruidae. Bases 211 to 885 code for a protein of 224 amino acids. Gene Ontology annotation, cellular component: bicellular tight junction; plasma membrane. Gene Ontology annotation, molecular function: structural molecule activity. Gene Ontology annotation, biological process: bicellular tight junction assembly; cell adhesion.